AUGCACAAACGACCAUCUUUACAUCCACUUUCGGACAGUCAAAAUAUUCUACACUAUGAGGCAGUCGCCAAAUCAGAAAUAUUCGAUAAUUCAAUGAAAAAACAAUUCCAAACACCAGAAAACAAGACUCAGAUUGAUGAAUUAGUAAAGAACGCCAUUGAAGAACAUUUUAAAUUACCUUACACCAAGAGCGUUUUUUCUCUAUUGAUGAAAUGCAAUACACCAUAA
This is a messenger RNA of Macrosiphum euphorbiae (potato aphid), 228 nucleotides long. The record is from the annotation of a GenBank genome assembly. Lineage: Eukaryota; Metazoa; Arthropoda; Insecta; Hemiptera; Aphididae.